AUGCUCUUUUUGACAAGUGGAAGAUGCAUUCUAGCACGCCACAAACCUGGAUAACAAGAGCUGCGCGCGGAUUACACGUGAACCAAUAAAGGGACGCCGAGACACUUAUUGCGUAAAUAUUUACAUAAAAUAAGAAUACAUUAUAAAACAGAUUUAACAAAACAUUCAAGUGGUUAUUUCUUGAAGAUGAAGAAGACUACUUCACAUCAAGCUCUAAAACGCUCAUUUGAAGUGGAGGAUGUGGAUUCUUCAUCACAUUCUUCCUCACCUCACACACGCCGAGCACCGUCUAAUGUUCAGCGUUCAGCCAUGUCCCCUACCAGUGGACGGUAUUAUGAAUUAGGUUCCAAUGGUACCAAGCCUUCUGACACCUCGAGGCCCAAAGCUCGAACUCCCGAACCUGUGCCACGUAGGACAGAGCUGUGCUUUGACAUUGCAUCCAACAACAACGGAAAAGCUAUUGAAGGCUCUCCAAGUCCAGGCACAUCUCGGUUUGGGCUGAAGAGGCCAGAUGUCUUGGGCCACAGUAAGACACCUGAAACCCAGAAGCACUCAGUGACCUUCAGCAAGACACUAGAGACUAUUGCUCCCAUCACACGUGCAGCAUCUACCAUUGUUCCCCAUGCCAGUUCUAAACUCCCAGAGACCACCUUUAGGAAGAGUGAGCCACCAAGCCCUGGGGAUGGAUCAGCAAGAAAACCUGAAAUUACUAUCUCCAAAACAUCAGACGCCAGAAGUCAUGAGAGUCUUCACCAUCCACCAGUUACAACCAGGUGCCCAUCACCUAAUCACGUUGGACGGAAAUCUCCUGGAUCUGAUGGCCAUAGACCCGAGGUUAUUACAAGUUUUUACGGAAAUAUGGCGGACGUAGGAAAGACACCUGUGGCACGGAACGAAAAGACCAGCAGUGAAUUUGGCUAUGUGGGCAUUGAUGCUAUCUUGGAACAGAUGAGGAGGAAAGCCAUGAAACAAGGCUUUGAGCUCAACAUAAUGGUAGUGGGUCAGAGUGGUCUGGGUAAAUCCACAUUGAUGAACACACUUUUUAAAUCUAAAGUGAGUCGUAGAUCCGUUAUGACAACAGAGGAAGAGAGAAUUCCUAAGACCAUUGAAAUCAAGUCAAUUAGUCAUGAUAUUGAAGAAAAAGGAGUGAGAAUGAAGCUGACCGUCAUUGACACACCAGGGUUCGGAGACCAAAUAAACAAUGAGAACUGCUGGCAGCCCAUCAUGAAGUUCAUUAAUACACAAUACGAACAGUAUUUACAGGAAGAGAUCAACAUUGACAGGAAGAAGAGAAUUCCAGACUCACGAGUCCACUGCUGCAUAUACUUUAUUCCUCCUACCGGACACUGUUUGCGACCAAUUGACAUUGAAUUUAUGAGACACCUCAGUAAGGUGGUAAACAUUGUUCCUGUCAUCGCCAAGGCAGAUACUCUUACCCUGGAGGAGAGAGACUUCUUCAAACAGAAGAUAAGAGAAGACUUGCGAGCCAAUGAAAUUGACAUCUAUCCUCAAAAGGAGUUUGAUGAGGAUGCAGAGGACAGAAUGAUUAAUGAGAAGAUCAGGGAGAUGAUCCCAUUUGCUGUGGUGGGAAGUGAUCAAGAAUAUCAGGUCAACGGAAAAAGACUUCUGGGCAGGAAAACAAGAUGGGGAACAGUAGAAGUUGAGAACACCACACAUUGCGAGUUUGCUUACUUGCGGGACCUUCUCAUCAGGACUCACAUGCAGAAUAUUAAAGAUAUUACAAGCAGCAUCCAUUACGAGAUGUACCGCGUUCGCAGACUCAAUGAGAAUAACACCAAACCAAAUGGACAACCAGCAAUCCACACCAAUGGUGUACCUGAGCAUGAAGUUCUCUCCCAUGAGAUGUAAAUGUCUCUAACUAUAUUUCAAUACAUCAGUCCGUCCAUCUAUCUAUUUCUCUUCCUCAGUUCACUGUACUUUUUUCCAUCUGCCCGUUUGUAAUCUUUGACUGUUCUUUUAUAACAUCAAAAAUUUCUGAGGAUUUUUUUCUUUAGGUGUGUAGCAAAAUGUAAUGUUCUGUGAUGAGAGUUUUAUUAUAGUGUUUUUAUGGUAAUUGUUAAGUGAGCUGGAGCAAUGGCUUGUCAAGUUUAACAUGCCAUGAUACUCAGCGUUGGAUCGAUCACCCAAAAAAAUUAUUAUUAUUAUUAUUUUAUCUGUUAAACACAAAACAAAAUGUUAUGAAAUGUACUGUUUGUUGUUGUUCUUUCCUAUUGUGAAAGUCAGUGGUUACAGGUUUCCAAGAUAUUCAAAAUAAAAAAUCUAAAUCCAGGGUGAGUAAAA
Danio rerio (zebrafish) is the source of this 2301-nucleotide messenger RNA. It is a transcript of the gene septin9b, whose product is annotated as septin 9b. Lineage: Eukaryota; Metazoa; Chordata; Actinopteri; Cypriniformes; Danionidae. The record is from RefSeq and is marked validated. Gene Ontology annotation, molecular function: GTP binding. Gene Ontology annotation, cellular component: septin complex; cytoskeleton.